Molecule: messenger RNA, 207 nt
Organism: Oikopleura dioica
Lineage: Eukaryota; Metazoa; Chordata; Appendicularia; Copelata; Oikopleuridae
Source: the annotation of a GenBank genome assembly
AUGUUUCAUUUGAAGCUUCUGGCUAUUUUCGCGGCUGUUUCUUUCGCUCAAUUUUCUUCCAGCGCGACAAUUCCCUUUCCGAUUCCCAGACCGCCGCUCGAAGAAAAUCAUUCUUCUGACGAUUUGUUUUCAACCUUGUUUGACAAAGGAGCGAGAGAUGAUUACAGCAGAAAUGCGAAGUUUCGACAAAUUUUCCGACAGACUUAA